AUGGAUGGGAAGAAGGUUGUCGUGGUUGGCGCCGGCCCAGUCGGGUCGCUAGCCGCUCUGUAUGCUGCCUCUCGUGGUGCCGACGUCGAGGUAUAUGAGCUUCGGAAUGACCUCCGUAAUGCCGAAACGACACCUCUAAACUUCACAAAAUCCAUCAACCUGGCCCUCUCCGAAAGAGGCAUCAACGCUCUCCGCUCCACCAGCAAUGACAAACUCUUGGAGACCGUGCUCGAGCAUACCAUCCCUAUGCACGGCCGGAUGAUCCACACGCGCUCUGCCACCGGAGCUCUGACCGAGCAGUCACAGCUUUAUGAUGUGCAUGGCCGUUUCCAGCGUUCCGUGGACCGUGGCGUUCUCAACGGGGUUCUGCUGGAUCAUCUGGACUCUUUAUCGAAUGUCAAAAUCUUCUUCCAGCAUAAACUGACUGGAGCCGACUUCCGCAAAAAGAAAGCCUGGUUCGAAGUCACCGAUAAGACGAACAACAUCGAUGCCGACCGACCAAAGGAAAUCGAAGUUGAUUUCGACCUCCUCAUUGGAGCCGAUGGAGCCCAUUCAGCCACCAGAUAUCACAUGAUGAAGUAUGCUCGGAUGGACUAUCAUCAAGAGUAUAUCGACUGUCUGUGGUGUGAAUUCACAAUGCCACCGAACAUGUCUGGAGACUUUGCGAUCUCACCGCAUCAUCUUCACAUUUGGCCGGCAGGAAGUUUCAUGUUCAUCGCUCUUCCUAACCUGGACAAGUCCUUUGUAUGCACACUGUUCGGGCCGGUGGACAUGUUUGUGAAACUGGAGAACGCGCCUGAUGCCGAGCUUGUGGCUUUCUUUGACCAGCAUUUCCCCGGUGUGACUGACCACAUCUCUCCCGAUGAUCUGAUCGCCCAGUUCAAGCGGAAUCCGCACUUACCCUUGAUCAAUAUCAAGUGUUCUCCACACCAUUUUGGCGACAGUGUUGUCAUUGUUGGUGAUGCGGCCAAUGCAAUGGUUCCAUUUUAUGGUCAGGGCAUGAACGCAGGCAUGGAAUCCGUCAGGGUACUGUUCUCAAAACUGGAUGAAUUUCCCAACGCGGCGGAAGCACUUACCAAAUAUACCGAGGAACGGAGCAAAGAUGCUCACGUCAUCGCCGACCUGGCCCUCGGCAACUACAUUGAGAUGAGGUCGUCCGUGACCUCGCGUCUGUACAAGUUGCGCAAGUACAUUGAAGAGAGACUCGACAAGUACUUCCCCAGCCUUGGAUGGGCAACUCAGUACUCUCGGGUCAGCUUCAGCAACAUGAGAUACAGCGAGGUACUGAAGCGGUCACAGCGUCAGAAACGAAUUCUCACAGGCCUGUUGUUGGCUGUCGCAGCGGCAGCUCUCAGUGGCUCGUUGGCGGCAAUUUGGCUUUAUGUUGUUCGCUUCUCUCGACGUCGGCGUGCAAUGUUGUAUCUUGUGAUCCAGCAGGUGAAAUGGUGA
Molecule: messenger RNA, 1449 nt
Organism: Exophiala dermatitidis NIH/UT8656
Lineage: Eukaryota; Fungi; Ascomycota; Eurotiomycetes; Chaetothyriales; Herpotrichiellaceae
Product: kynurenine 3-monooxygenase
Exons: 2
Coding region: 1-1449 (482 amino acids)
Biological process (GO): quinolinate biosynthetic process; NAD+ metabolic process; L-tryptophan catabolic process
Cellular component (GO): mitochondrial outer membrane
Molecular function (GO): NAD(P)H oxidase H2O2-forming activity; FAD binding; kynurenine 3-monooxygenase activity
Source: RefSeq, a predicted model, not a curated record